Molecule: messenger RNA, 3380 nt
Organism: Telopea speciosissima
Lineage: Eukaryota; Viridiplantae; Streptophyta; Magnoliopsida; Proteales; Proteaceae
Product: putative pentatricopeptide repeat-containing protein At1g19290
Exons: 2
Coding region: 123-2984 (953 amino acids)
Molecular function (GO): protein binding
Source: RefSeq, a predicted model, not a curated record
UCUUCCGAUACUUUACCCAGAGAGUAGAUCCAGUAGAACGUGGACUCGAAUUUGAUGGCGGUCGAUCUUGUCGGAUUUAAUGCUCGUCGUCCCUCUAGUUCCACCUGAAAUAGUUCCCUGCGAUGCUCAGGUACUCCUCGAUUUCUCGUCUUCGUCCUCUUUUCUGCCGCAUUAUCCGUAAAGAAUCCAUCCAUGGUAGCCGAAUUCUUCGGUGGAAGCUCAGGGACGAAUCUAAACUUUGUCAUCCUGAACUGCUCGAUAGAAUCUGUCGUAUAUUGAUCCUCGAGCGCUAUUCAGCCUUAAGUCGACUGUCCUUCGAUUAUACCGAUGGAAUCCUCGACGGCGUUCUCCGUAGGCUUAAGUUCAAUCCUUCCGCCUGCUUAGGAUUUUUCAGAUUGGCGUCGAAGCAACAACAUUUUAGACCUGACAUUAAGUCUUACUGUAAGAUUGUCCAUAUUUUGUCUAGAGCUCGAAUGUUCGACGAGGCCAAAGCCUAUUUGAAGGAAUUGGCCGAAAUUUCCAAAACUAACUCUUCUGUUUCUCUAGUUUUCGAUGAACUUAUCCGGGUUUAUAAGGAAUUCACGUUCUCACCAACUGUUUUUGAUAUGCUUCUGAAAGUAUAUGCGGAGAAAGGUUUGAUGAAGAAGGCACUUUUUGUGUUCGACAAUAUGGGGAGUUUCGGAUGCAGUCUUAGCUUGAUAUCUUGCAACAGUCUUUUGAAUAAUUUGGUCAGGGCUGGUGAAAAUCACACCGCUUUUCAUGUUUACGAUCAAAUUACUAGGUCUGGGAUCGUCCCUGAUGUUUUCACAUUCACUAUAAUGGUGAAUGCUUCCUGCAAGGACGGUAAAGUGCAUAAAGCUGUGGAUUUUAUUAAGGAAAUGGAGAACAUGGGUUUUGAACCAAAUGGCGUGACGUACCAUUCUCUGAUCAAUGGUUAUGCUAAUUUAGGUGACAUGGAAGCAGCACUUGGAGUUUUGAAGGUGAUGUCUGAAAAGGGAAUUUCUUGUAAUCUAGUUACUUACACAUUGUUGAUCAAAGGUUAUUGCAAACAAGGUAAGAUGCACAAAGCAGAGGAGGUGCUCCAAGGCAUGGAUGAGUUAUCAUUGGUUGCUGAUGAAAUUACUUAUGGUAUCUUAAUAAAUGCAUAUUGUCAAACUGCUAAAAUGGAUGAUGCUCGCAGGAUUUGUUGGGCAAUGUUAAAUGUUGGAUUAAGGAUGAAUGUGUUUAUUUGCAACUCCCUAAUUAAUGGGUAUUGCAAACUUGGACAAGUCCAUGAAGCAGAGCAGGUGAUAAAGGAUAUGGAGGUUUGGAACCUGAAGCCAGAUUCUUAUAGCUAUAAUACUCUUGUCAAUGGAUAUUGUAGAGAAGGUUGUGUUAGUCAGGCAUUUGAACUUUCACAGGAGAUGCUUUGGAGAGGGGUUGAACCUACUGUUUUAACUUACAAUACACUCCUCAAAGGUUUAUGUCGUAUGGGUGAAUUUGAUGAUGCUGUGCACCUUUGGCGUUUGAUGCUGAAAAGAGGUUUGACUCCUGAUGAAGUCAGCUGUUGUACUCUGCUUGAUGGAUUUUUCAAGAUGGGGAAUCUGGAAGGGGCUUUAAAGUUAUGGAAAGAUAUGUUAGCGAGGGGCUUUGCUAAGAAUGUAAUUACUUUCAACACAAUUAUAAAUGGGCUAUGUAAGAUGGGUAAAAUGGUUGAUGCAGAAGAGAUUUUUGUUGACAUGAAAAAAAUGUUUGUUUCCCCUGAUGCUAUUACAUAUAGAGUUCUGAGUGACGGGUACUGUAAAGUUGCAGACAUUGGACAAGCAUUCAAAGUCAAGGAUGAGAUGGAAAGGGAAGGAAUCCCUCUUUCUGUUGAAUUGUAUAAUUCUCUUAUUAGUGGACUCUUUAAAUCUAGGAAAUUCAGUGGAGUCAAGGACCUUCUGGCUGAAAUGCACAUGAAAGGAUUAACUCCUACCAUUGUGACUUAUGGGGCUCUUAUUGCUGGUUGGUGCAAAGAAGGGAUGCUAGAUAAAGCUUUUAGUACGUAUUUUGAAAUGAAUGAGAAGGGUUUAGCACCAAAUGUAAUUAUAUGCAGCACACUGAUCAGUAGCCUAUAUAGGCUUGAUAGGAUUGAUGAAGCAAAUUUUCUGUUGCAGAAGAUGGUAGAUAUUGAAUUCAUUCUUGGUCAUGGAUGCUCUGUGGACUCCAAGCCGGAUAGUAGACAUCUCAACAUUCAGAAAAUUGCAUUUUCCCUUGAUGAAACUGCAAAAAGAUAUCUUCUGCCCAACAACAUUGUAUACAACAUAGCUAUUGCUGGCCUUUGCAAGUCUGGGAGGGUAAAUGAUGCCAGAAGAAUUCUCUCAACAUUGUCACUGAGAGGCUUCAUUCCAGAUAACUUUACAUACUGUACCCUCAUCAGUGGUUGUUCAGCAGCUGGCAAUAUCAAAGAAGCUUUUGACACACGGGAUGAGAUGCUGAAAAGGGGCCUUGUUCCGAACAUUGCAACAUACAAUGCUCUUAUAAAUGGGUUGUGUAAGUCAGGGAACCUAGAUAGGGCAGUUAGACUUUUCCAUAAACUUCCCUUGAAAGGUGUAGUUCCCAAUGUUGUAACAUUCAACACAUUGAUUGAUGGAUACUGCAAGGCUGGUAAUAUUGUUGAAGCUGUUAAGUUGAAAGACAAGAUGGUAGAUGGAGGAAUUGCUCCUUCUAUAGUUACCUAUUCUACUUUGAUCAAUGGCCUUUACAAAGAAGGAGAUAUAGAAGCAUCUAUACACCUUUUGGAUCAAAUGACUGCAGGAGUUGUGGACCCUGACAUUGUGAAAUAUUGUGCAUUAGUCAGGGUUUAUCUCGAAUGCAGGGACAGGGAGCAGAUCUCCAAGCUUUAUGAUGAGAUGCAGGUUAUGGGUCUUUCUUCAGGUAUUGUCUCAGAUAAACAGAUGGGUGUAAAAGAGUUGUUUAGUGAUAAGAUAUCUGGCAUUUCUAAUGCAACUGAAGCUGUGUGCUGAUGCAUACUUUAUGAAAUACCUGUGCGAAGCAAGUUCUUGUGCAUGGUUAUUGUCAUGUUAAUGGAGUGGUAUGGAUUCAAGCCAUGUGAUGCUCAUACAUGCAGCCAUGCAUGCUAAAAUAUGGAAACAACUUAAAGGAAUUUCUGAAAAGAUUUUGGAGUUUUUAAUGUCUAUAGAAGGCGUAUGAACACUUAGGCUUCGUCAACUAAGGCCCAGUUGCAGGAUAUAUCAAAAUCAAUUUGCUUAAGGGUAUGAUGAAGUGAAGAUUCUUGUUUGUUGUCCUGGCUACUAUCAAAUUGGAAGGUACCUCUUCAUAAUUCCAAGUUUUCUUUUUACCCCCUUUUUUUUCCCAGGAAAGGAAAGUAUGUAAAUUAAGGAGAAUCCUAAGUCAGCCAU